Equus caballus (horse) is the source of this 1798-nucleotide messenger RNA. It is a transcript of the gene PDLIM3, whose product is annotated as PDZ and LIM domain 3. NCBI's taxonomy places the organism in Eukaryota, Metazoa, Chordata, Mammalia, Perissodactyla, Equidae. Gene Ontology annotation, molecular function: actin binding; muscle alpha-actinin binding. Gene Ontology annotation, biological process: heart development; muscle structure development; actin cytoskeleton organization. The record is from RefSeq and is a predicted model, not a curated record. Gene Ontology annotation, cellular component: Z disc; adherens junction; stress fiber.
CCUGGGCCACAGUCCAGGCGAGGACACUGCCCCGGGAGCGGAGUGGGCUGUCCCACUCGGGGACACUCGCCGUGGGCAGGGCCGCCCCUCGCUGCGCCCCAGUCCCUGGGAGCCAAGGCGCCCCCGCCCGAGGAAGGCCGCGCCAGGAGACACCAUGCCCCAGAACGUGAUCCUCCCGGGCCCCGCGCCCUGGGGCUUCAGACUCUCUGGGGGCAUAGACUUCAACCAGCCUUUGGUCAUCACCAGGAUUACUCCAGGAAGCAAGGCGGCAGCUGCCAACCUGUGUCCUGGAGAUGUCAUCCUGGCUAUCGAUGGCUUUGGUACAGAGUCCAUGACUCAUGCUGAUGCACAGGACAGGAUUAAAGCAGCAGCACACCAACUGUGUCUCAAAAUUGACAGGGCAGACACUCGCUUGUGGUCUCCACAGGUAACUGAAGAUGGGAAGGCUCAUCCUUUCAAAAUCAACUUAGAAUCAGAACCACAGGAUGUGAACUACUUUGAACACAAGCACAAUAUUCGGCCCAAACCUUUCAUAAUCCCAGGCCGAAGCAGUGGAUGCAGUACUCCGUCCGGUAUUGACGGUGGCAGUGGACGUAGCACCCCUUCUUCUGUCAGUACUCUUAGUACUAUUUGCCCAGGUGACUUGAAAGUUGCUGCUAAGAUGGCCCCUAACAUUCCUUUGGAAAUGGAACUUCCUGGUGUGAAGAUUGUACAUGCACAGUUUAAUACACCUAUGCAGUUGUACUCAGAUGACAAUAUUAUGGAAACACUUCAGGGUCAGGUUUCAACAGCUCUAGGGGAAGCACCCUCAAUGAGUGAACCUGUUGCCUCGGUGCCCCCCCAGUCAGACGUGUACCGGAUGCUCCAUGACAAUCGGGAUGAACCCACUCAGCCUCGCCAGUCAGGCUCCUUCAGAGUGCUCCAGGAACUCGUUAAUGAUGAUGACCGUCCUGCUGGAACUCGGAGUGUGAGAGCUCCAGUUACAAAAGUCCACGGUGGUGCUGGCAGCACACAAAAGAUGCCGUUCUGUGACAAAUGUGGGAGUGGCAUUGUGGGUGCCGUUGUGAAGGCCCGGGAUAAGUACCGGCAUCCCGAGUGCUUCGUGUGUGCUGAUUGCAACCUCAACCUCAAACAAAAGGGCUACUUCUUCGUGGAGGGGGAGCUGUACUGCGAAACGCAUGCGCGAGCCCGCACGAGGCCCCCAGAGGGCUACGACACAGUCACCCUUUAUCCCCGGGCUUAAGUCUUAUGCAGACGGGAGCACCCCCUCACUCACCCACGCACGCUGCACGGGACGACGUUAAUGGCUUUGCGCAAAAGUAUAGCAAACUGUUGGCUCCAAAUCUAGACUUUUAGACGUUUAUCUUAUUGUGUUCAGAGGUAAAAGGAAUGGAAAGCAAAUGCCUGCAGUCACAGGAACAUACAUUCAGCUAUUUUUGCAAUUUUUUUCUCUUUGGGGCUAGCAAUAACUUAAUGACAUUUAAAGCGAUAAUUUUUUUUGUAUGUCAUACUCCACAAUUUACAUUUAUAUUACGACCAUCAAACACCAGAACAUCGAGAUAUUUGGGGGAGUCUAAUUGUUUUUCCUUAACAAGUUGAUUUUGCAAUUGUAGUAAAUACCAAAUGACAAUCUCGUAUUCUAACACAACCUGCAGUCUUUUUUAACUGUUAUAGUGCAUGGCAGGGAGAAAUACCCUGGAUUUCUCUAGUUUCAUACUCAAACAAUUAUACCACUAGAUGCAACAUACGUAAUAAAUACAUAAAGCGUUUUUAAAAUACCUGAUGAAGUGGCACUCAA